Molecule: messenger RNA, 1023 nt
Organism: Polypterus senegalus (gray bichir)
Lineage: Eukaryota; Metazoa; Chordata; Cladistia; Polypteriformes; Polypteridae
Gene: hmgn3
Product: high mobility group nucleosomal binding domain 3
Exons: 7
Coding region: 138-509 (123 amino acids)
Biological process (GO): chromatin organization
Cellular component (GO): nucleus; chromatin
Molecular function (GO): nucleosomal DNA binding
Source: RefSeq, a predicted model, not a curated record
UUAUUAUUGGAGGUGUUUAGAUAUUGAUCCUGUAUUCUGUGUUAGUUAGAAACUCGCGCCUUGCUUGAUCGCGGUUCAGCUUGCCUAGUUGUUAUUUUCAUUUUAUUCCAAAAAAAAAAAAAAAUCCUCGCUACACCAUGCCGAAAAGGAAGUCUCCAGAGGGUGCUGAAGGCAAAGAAUCCACAAAAGUAGCAAAGGAGCCAACAAGAAAAUCUGCAAGAUUGUCUGCUAAACCUGCUCAGCCGAAGCCAGAACCUAAAGUUAAGAAGCCGGCCGUUAAGCAAGCAGGAGAAAAGGCUGCAGCCAAAGGCAAGAAAGUAGGUAAAGGGAAAAAAGCCGAAAAUCCAGAUGAAGGCACUGCACCCGCAGAAAACGGGGAAACCAAGACUGAAGAGAUCCAUAUUUCUCGCUCCUCUGUUAGUGUGUCUACAUCUAGAAGUACUCCUCCCAGCUUGUUAUCCGUAAAAGGGCAAACUGAAACAGUGAAAGUUAAGGGCACAGAAAACUGAGUCUCCAAAUGAGAAGAAAGAAUGAGAGAAGCAUCUGACAUGAACUUUUAGUUGAUUUUAUGUACCUCUUGUACAAUUGGACAGAAGAAUAUUUUUUAUCAAGUAUUUUGUAAAUGCUAAUUUUUUUAGAUCUGUGGUAGUGGACUAUGCCAGUAUGUGUUCUGUUUCAGUAGUCGCUUGUAGGAGGCAUUUUACCAUUGAUUCCUGUUCGCAGCUGUGUGGGUGGGUUUGUUUUUUUCCUCCUGAAUAUAAAUUAUGAGUGUGUUAUCAGGUUAGUAUUCAUUGCUCUUAACUUCUGCUAUGUUAAUUUUAGAAGACAUAGUGCUAGUAGUGACUUGUAUAUGUUUUUUACUUUUAAUUUUUGAGGGUUUUUGCCAGUUUUUAAAUAGCAAUAAUCAGUGGUGCUUUGUACUAAAAGUUUGUGGUUGGGUGGAUGCAAAUAGUUGUAAUCACCCUUUGUUUGGGGAAUUAUUUUAAUGGAAAUAUUUUAAAAUAAAAAAAAAAUUGUCCUGUU